GGUACAAUUAAAUCCAGUGAUAAAGUUUCUGCCCUGCGAUUGGCUGGCGAGGUCACGUGGCCACCUAACUUUAUUCAGUUGACAGCAAGUAGGAGGGCUUUAUGGAGGCAGAAAAAAGACAACACCAGAAAAAUUAGUAUUUUCUAUCCUCAGAAAUUAAUGGCCAUGAGUUCGUAUAUGGUAAACUCUAAGUAUGUGGAUCCUAAAUUUCCUCCUUGCGAGGAAUAUUUACAGAACAGCUACCUAGCAGAGCAAGGCUCUGAAUUCUACAGCUCCCCGCAGGGCUCUGACUAUCAGCACCAAGCAAUCUACUCCCGGCCAAACUAUAGCGAAGACUCCUUCAGCUGUAGCCAGGCACAGGGCUCUGCAUUGCAGCCUCGGGGUCAUGGGCAGGACCAAAGCGGACCACAGAACCACUGCCCUGCUUCAGAGGACCACUGCCCACCUCCUGUCCCGGUCUCCAGACCCUGCACUCAACAGCAGCACCCCAAAAAUGGGAGCCUCUCCAAGCAGCCUGCCAUAGUGUACCCCUGGAUGAAGAAAGUCCACGUGAACUCAGUCAAUCCAAAUUACACCGGAGGGGAACCCAAGCGAUCCAGGACAGCAUACACCAGGCAGCAAGUUCUGGAACUGGAAAAAGAAUUUCAUUUUAACAGGUACCUGACCAGGCGUCGUAGGAUAGAAAUCGCCCACAGUUUGUGCCUUUCUGAGCGCCAGAUCAAAAUCUGGUUCCAGAACAGAAGGAUGAAAUGGAAGAAAGACCACAAACUGCCCAAUACAAAAGGAAGAUCUUCCUCCGCUCCUUCUCAGAACGUGCACACUGUUACUAAGGACCAUCAGACUGAUUUGACCUCUUUAUAGAAAAAUUCGUUUUUUUUUCUAACUUUUUAUU
Messenger RNA from Nanorana parkeri, 892 nucleotides. RefSeq names its product homeobox D4 (gene HOXD4). Lineage: Eukaryota; Metazoa; Chordata; Amphibia; Anura; Dicroglossidae. Gene Ontology annotation, molecular function: RNA polymerase II cis-regulatory region sequence-specific DNA binding; DNA-binding transcription factor activity, RNA polymerase II-specific. Gene Ontology annotation, cellular component: nucleus. The record is from RefSeq and is a predicted model, not a curated record. The coding region runs from base 160 to 861 and encodes 233 amino acids. Gene Ontology annotation, biological process: anterior/posterior pattern specification; regulation of transcription by RNA polymerase II; embryonic skeletal system morphogenesis. The transcript has 2 exons.